This is a messenger RNA of Danaus plexippus (monarch butterfly), 1558 nucleotides long. Its product is annotated as mitochondrial nicotinamide adenine dinucleotide transporter SLC25A51. NCBI's taxonomy places the organism in Eukaryota, Metazoa, Arthropoda, Insecta, Lepidoptera, Nymphalidae. The record is from RefSeq and is a predicted model, not a curated record. The transcript is spliced from 3 exons. The coding region runs from base 250 to 1146 and encodes 298 amino acids.
CGUUUGUUAAUUCUAAUGUCCAAUUUUAAUUUUUUGAACCUUGAGGGACUACUUUCCGCAAUAUUUUGUACAAAAUUAAGCUAACAAAUUUCGUUAAAUAUUACAAUUUAUGAGUUACACUUACAUAACCAUCGACUUUUAGUCUAAAAACUAAAAAAUAAAGUGUUACGAGCUCUAUGGCUGAUUAUAGAAUAUGUGAAUAGCUUAAAACACUGAUAAUAAUUUAAGAUAUGGCUGUAAGCAAAUAGUAUGAAUGAAUUAAAAAUGUCAGAUUUUAAAGGCAGCAAUGAGAGUAAGGCAGCCCUUAAGGGAUCAAACAACCUCCAACACCAACAUUGGAAAGAGUUUGUUUGUGGUGGAGGUUCUGCCUUCUGCAACAUUCUCAUUAGCUAUCCCUUAAAUAAAGUCAUAUUUAGACAGAUGAUGCAUGGAGUCGAAGCUACAUUUGCUCUCAACCAACUCCAAAAGGAAGGCUUGGGUUAUUUAUACCGUGGGAUGUUGCCGCCUCUGUUACAAAGAUCUAUGUCAAUGUCUCUCAUGUUUGGUAUAUAUGAUGAGUGUCUCCAGCCUCUGUUACAUUAUAACGUGAACCCUCAUCUCUCUAAGAUGAUAGCGGGAGUGGUCGCUGGUUGUUUUGAAGCCACCCUCAUGCCGUUUGAACGUCUCCAAACAUUACUGAUCCAUCCAAAGUACCAUCAAAAGUUCAAGAAUACUGCGGACGCAGCCAGUAAUAUAUAUAAGCACUAUGGAAUCAAAGAGUUUUAUAGAGGGCUCGUUCCAAUUUUACUCAGGAACGGUCCAUCGAAUGCUCUGUUUUUUGUCAUUAGAGAUGAGGUGCGUUUGAGAUUGCCUAGUCAGGAGAAAUUAGUCUAUGAUAGCUUGCAGAAUUUUCUAGCUGGUGCUUCAAUCGGUGCUUUCCUAAGUACGCUCUUUUAUCCAUUGAAUGUUAUAAAAAUUGGCAUGCAAUGCGAGCUGGGCGGCCCUCACAGGAAGCUGUUGUAUGAGUUCAACUAUAUUCUGCGCAAGCGAGGUUCAAGGUUCGGUAAUUUCUAUCACGGCGCACUACUAAAUAUAUCCCGGGCGUUUUUGAGCUGGGGUAUUAUUAACGCUUCGUAUGAAGUUUUUAGAAAAAUUUUAUAUCCCUAGUCAUAUUGUUUGUUUGUUUUUUUUUUUUUUUUAUUAUUUUAUCAUGAUGUAUAUCUCGUUGGACGUGUAUAUGGGGUUUAUUGUAAAUGUUUAUACUAAAAUUUAAGUUCAACUUUGUUACAGCGUUUUUAAUGGGGUGUGCCUAUAUUAAAUUAUAUAUAAAAAUUAAUUUAUGAAAAUAUAUUACAGAAUAAUGGAAUACAUUUUGUCUUUGCAAUAUGUAUAAUUAAUGUAUAAUUAUACAGCUUGGAAUUAGCUUAAUUAUAGUUUUUCUCGAUGUCAGCACUUAUGUAUAUAUAUACACUCACAUAAAAUAUAUGGCAUGGCGACAAAUCAAAGUCGUGCAAUGAACUGUUUAGUUAUUUAUUCUGUAGGAUAUAAAAAGAAAUAAAAUUUCUUAAAAUUAAAACGA